This is a messenger RNA of Pelobates cultripes (western spadefoot toad), 26723 nucleotides long. The record is from the annotation of a GenBank genome assembly. NCBI's taxonomy places the organism in Eukaryota, Metazoa, Chordata, Amphibia, Anura, Pelobatidae.
AUGAGGAACUGCGCAUAUUCGUCAUUGAGCAUUCUCCUGUCGCUGGCCGCCAUUCUGUGUUAUGCUGAAGACACCUGUCCAGGUGAGCUGUGAAUGAUCCCUCACUCUAAUCAUUGAUUUUAUAUUGUUACUGAUUGGAGAAGUUUACGUAGAGUUUAUCUUUCAAACAGUAAGCUACUGUGAACAGACAACUGAAUUUGACACAUUUUGGUAAACUUGCUUAUAAACUACUUACAAUUAUAAAAUAAGUAACAAAAGGAAAAAGUAAACUAAAAUCAAAGUUAAUGUGAACACUUGUGCUGGGUGUGAAAAAAAAACAUAUUUAUAUACACAAUCCUCUUUAAUAAACCCACCUGGAACUCCUGGGAAGAUGGGACCAACAGGCGUUAAAGGUAAACUAACUCUAAAUAGCAAAAUAUGAAUACUAAAUUAAAUACAGAAUAUGGGAUCACAUUUCAUUAUCAUUGUACAAUACUUUCUACGUAUUGAAAUGUUAAUAUAUCACUAAAUUAAUACAGUCUUUAUACUGUCAUGUCAACUGUACAAAGCUGUUUUUUAGAGAGAGAGAAAGAGAGAGAGAUAGCAAUAGGAAUGUAGAGUUCUAAACCUGAUACAAUCACCAUAGAAAUUAGAUUUUGAACGUAGAACCUUAUCCCAGAAUCGAAGAGCUGAGUCGUCAUCAGGGGGUAAAGCUGGUACCCAGGUAUAUAGGACUCUGGCAAUACGCUGGGGGCCAUCUAUGCGGACUGGUUGGGUUCUAACACAGCGGGCCCUUACUUCAUGCUUUACUUUCACCCACAUGGGGUAUGGACUGCAACUGCUCCACCCCAACCACCGCAAAAGGAAACCACAUCAGAGUGAAAGGAAUAGACUGCAGCACUGGUUCAGCCUAUUCCCCACCAGACACCAUGAAAGUCAUCGCCCUGCAGAAAUUGAUAGACAGGCAGGAAGAUGGCUAGAACCAAGAUGGAUUUAGUGGGUCUCUAGCAGUGUGUUCCUGUGUGUGAGUGUAUUAUUGUGCAUUGUGAGUGUGUCUGUGCCUGUAUAUGUGUUUCUGGGAAUAUGUGUUUAUGCGCAUAUCUGAGAGCCUGGGAGAGUAGUAUUGGGCUCCAAAGCUUCUGAAGCCAGCUGUGGAUGUGCUAGUCACAGAAUGAGCAAGAUACGUGGACCAUACAUUGUCAUUGCGUGGCCCCAAACUAUGGUUAAGGAAUCUCCGCAUCCCACAUUGAAAGGGGUGGAAAGGACUUACCGAGGGGCUAAUAAUUAUAUCGAUUUUAUUCUCUUCCACAGGUGAUAAAGGGGACACAGGUGCACAAGGACAAAAAGGUAAUAAAUAGGUCAAUUCAGGAUAAACUCAGACUCGUGGGUACAAAUAGUAGAUACAAAUUUGCUUUGUUUCAAUUUGCUCACAUUGUGAAUUUUGGAUCAUCCGAAAGUUGGAGAUUAGUGCUUCAGAAGGAACCAAAAUUUGGGCAAAUUUUGGACACUAUUAUUAUUAUUAUUAUUGUUAUUAUUAUUAUUAUUAUUAUUACAAAGGAUACCAAUUUAGGGUGCUGUUUAGCAUAUAGCUCUCUAGUUUGGUAUUCUUAAAAUAGUAAUCCCACAUAACGGUACCAAAAUUGGAGGCUAUCUAGUAAACACACCUGUCUAAAAUAUCAAAAUAAAUAAAAGGGCUUUUUUUUCCUCAAUUGUGGUCUUUCAGCUGUUUAGUACAUAGCUCCCUAAUUUGGUGUGAUUGGCAUAAUUAAAAUGCACACUAUAGUCACCUGUCCCUGAAUGCAUUUUAAUGUAAACAGUUACUGAUUGGUGCACAGCAGCGUUUUUCUCUGCAUGUACAAUAGCCUCCCAAUGAUUGGAUUGGUUCAGAUCAUUAAAUUUGAUGAUCACAGCUUAGGUGGCGGAGCAUGGGCGGGCCAGUUGCGACCAGACCGGCACGGCACUGAAAAAGGUGAGUAAACGACCUUUUUAACCAGAGAUAAGGGGGUCAGAGGGUCUGUUACGGUUGCCGCAGGCUGGCUGAGGGUUGGAUUAGAUAUCCUUGUUCCCAAUCCUGGAGAGCAGUAGAGAGGUUCCAAACAGCAUCCAGCGAUAAUCCUGCAAGUGUAGAAUAUCCAGCUAGCUAUAUAUAAGCAUCCCUACAACACGAGUCGCGGCUGCGAGUUGAGGGUAGGAAGACUGGUUUAUUGAUUGGCAAUGCACUGCUUAAAUACACAUUUUCAGGCCAGAGGCACACCCCUCUGGACCUGAUGGUACACAGGGUGACAAAUGACAAUAACCAAUGAGGACAAAGUACAUCUUUUCGAAUCCUCCCCUCUAGCCUGGAGACAAUCAGUUCCAACGCUUACAAUAACUUAAUUAUCUCCAGGUACAGGCAAUAUUCUAACUGUUACAGAUCCACGAAAACUGCAUAAAAAUACAUAACUCAGACAUCAUGUCCGUUAAUGUACACAUUCAACAUAUCCCCAGACAGCUUGGACCUGAGCCCACAAGUUAUACGAAAAGCACUUAGAUCUCACAAAUGGUAUGGGAAUGCCAUGGUGAUAAAAAGUGUCUCAAGGGCUGUUCGGCCAUUAACAACCCAGAAAUCCUUCACCAUAGUGUCCUGCAUGAGGUCAGUAUAUCCUUCUCAGUCUUAACAUACCGAAUGGCACGGCGUUCGGUACUUUAUGCACGAACGGACGGGGCAUGGAGGAUCCCAGCGGGGUUCAUAUGAAACAGUAGCCGAAAAUGGUACCUGGCGGUCGAUGACCAAGUCCCGCUGGGCGUUUGGCAAAUAAGGAUGGCUGCCGCCACGUGUUCGGACAAACGAACGCCGACCACCCUGUCGACUGUAAAUUAGACUGCGGUUAACCACAAACCGUAACUCCAGGGUGGUUAAUGAGGGGCACACUCCUCUGGUAGGGUGGUCGGUCGUUCGACAGUUCUUUUGGUACUCCGUUUGGCAUAGAGAGGGUGAACGGGGUUAAUUGGCGGCACACGCCAGGGGCCCGGUGGUCGGUCAUUCGUACAGAUGAAUGACUUGAAACAAUGUUUUGUGAGUUUUUAAUAACCAGGUAAUAAACGUGUAGCAGACAGAGGGGACUUUGUAACAGGGUCUAAACAGCUAUUUAGACCUAUAGUGUCAGGAAUACACAUUUGUAUUCCUGACACUAUAGUGUUCCUUUAAGGGAAUUACAUUAGGAACUUAUCUACUAAGCAAUUGAAAGAGCAAAUUAAAGAAAUAGGGCUUUUCCUAUUCUUGCUAUUUAGGGAGAUAUCUACUAAAGAGAUGAAAGACAAAAAUGUAUUUUAAGGGGGCGGGGCCUGACCGCCAACAGGAUCAGAUGUGCUCUGUCUGAGCUCCCACUUCAGGGCCUGAAAAUCGGAGCUAACUGGAAGCCAAACGCAACCACUGACCCACACUGGUGACCACAUCGAUCUCCAGCUGCUGGGGUACGCGGGGAUACCUUUCAAGACCUUGCCUGGCAUCACAAGUAACCCGACAAGGGCCCGAAGCCCGUCGGAGCUUGACCUAGGACGAGAUGGCCGCUCUCCCGGGUCUCCGACAGGCGUCUCGCUUUCCCCCCCCUCUGGACCGGGGGGUUAUCCCAGUCUCCACGGGCAGCUAUUAUUGCACCAAUCUGGGUCCAAACAACCGACCUGUAGUAGAACACUCACCGGCCAGUAUUCCUCAAGAUGGCCACCGCACGUCAUCCAUGUGCGCAACCUACCAGCAAGAUCGAGCUGAACGCAGAGUAGACCAUCCAGCACCAUCUGACCACCAUAACAGCCUGCCCGAGUGCUAUGGCGGCUGACUUCACUGUGCGGAUCAAGGUACAGGCUACCGUCAACAAGCAGAGAAAAAUGGGGCAUAAAAAAAGCGCGACCCCACUGGACAAUCUCUAUAAUGCUGACCCACAGGGACCACCAGACCCUGGCACUGCAAGCUCCGAUAAUACAGGGGCCGAAAUAUCAAGCCACUCACCCUGCACCCAGCCAGAAACAGCCCAACUCAACAGCCCGGACCUGAGACACCACAAUUGCUGCCACAAACCAACAAGACAGCGCAGGGGGACGCCACUACACCACCUGAACACAAGAGGUGCCUGACAAGCACUGGAGUUGGAUGACACCCCAAUCUGGGAACCCAGAGUCCGCAACCCGUGAUCUCUACAGAUACAGUUUUAUUUUAUGACUUGACUUUUCAACAGCACUAGUAUCUUGUUUGCCAUAAUAUUUAGUAAACUAAAUCUUUCAUACCGCAUGGGCAGACCACAUCGCACGCACUUACAGAUAUGUUACUAAUCUACAAACAACAUACUACCUAGCAUAACACAACUACACAGCAACAUAACCCACAACGUCCAAAAUCUAUUGCUAAGAUCAAUGUAUAUGUAAUGCUUUCCCUCUUUGUCACUCCUCUGAUUUCUACUCUCUGACAUGUCCAUCCUGAUAACUAACUAAGCGAGAACCUAAAUUGUGGUAAUACUGACUUAAGUUCAAACGCUUCCCUCCUCAAAAAUGCAACGCUACAGACCCCUCCAACAAUCUUCAGCAUAACUGACUCUGUUAUAUGCAUAUCUAGCCUAGCAUGUUUAGCGCGAACUACUGAUUUCACAUAGCCUAUUAUUUUCAUGUUUAAACUGCCACACUUUGAAGUGCUAUGAAAAUGCUUGCAGCUGCUGUCGUGGCUCUGCACGCUUGUUGUUACCUUAUGCACAAAUAAAAUAAAGAAUAAAAAAAAAAAAUGUAAAUUUAUUUUUAAAAAAGCCAGUUUUCUUAAAUUUGCUCCUUCAGUUUUUUGGGAAAGAAUUCGGACACUUCCUAAUUGACAGAUUCAUUAGAAUUUGGACAAAAUUUGAUUUGCAAUGAAACAAAUUACACAUACCCAAUUCCAUCUACGAAAAAAGCUCAAUGUCUGUUUCUUUAAUUUAAAAAUAGGUUUGAUUUAAGAGGAACUGAAAGUUCUUUGCCAUCCGCAUUUUAAUGGGCUUUAAAAUGUUGUGGCGGCAUAGAACGCCGUAAUGGCUUUGAGCCCAAGAGCCCAGGAAAUACUUACCUACCUAGAGAUCCGCUUUGGGGGGACUGCCUGACAACCCAGGCAGCCCCCCUCCGGCAAAUUAGGCCCCCAUGGAAUUUCCUUGAAGUCAUAGUUUUUACCGACUGCACGCAUGGUCCCACACAUGCCGAAAACGGUUCCAUAGGAUCGCGGCUAAGUGUCGCUGGCGAUCAACCAGGAACCGCAAAGUCAUCAUGCCGAAAAUAAUACCAUAGAAUCGCUGCUAAGUGCCGCUGGGGGACCGACCGGGAACCACGAAGUCUUCAUGCCGAAAAUAGUUCCAGGGCAUUCGCGGCUAAGUCCCCCUGAAGUCUAUUCGCGGUUUUGGUCCAUGCGAACGGCCGCCAGGGAGCUAGCGUUCGGUUCUAUGGAAAGUGCCGAACCAGGGGAACAAGGGGAAAUAAAAUAUGGGUCUUUACAGUCGUUGACAUGGCCCAUAGUCUUUUGGCAAAAGGCUGGCCAGCAGGCCCCUACAAGAGCCCGUGACGAGGUUCAGUUCGUCACAAUGUAUAUUUAUGUAAAAUGUUUACAUAAUUAGGUGAUUUUAUUAAUUAUAAUUUGAAGGACCUGCCUGACAACCCAGGCAGACAGUCCAGAAAAUUUAGUUUGCAAGCUCUACAUUUAACCCUGUAACUUUCCAAAACACUAUCAAACCUGUACAUUGUAGGUACUGUUGUACUAUUGAGACUCCACUGAAUUAAAAUAUGGGUGUUUUUAAAUAGUAAACCUUAUCACGACAAUGAUAUCACCAGUAAAAUUGUUGGUUUUGGUUUGGUUUUUUUAAAUGCAAAAAUACUAAAAUAAAUGCUAGCUUUAGUCAGGAUUUGUGACUCUGUAACUACUAAAAAGACUGGACAUACCCCAUGUUGAAUACUCUGAGUGGACUACUUUUUCAAAUGGUAUGUCAUGGUGGGGGGAAUUCUUAAUCCUGAUUUUCCAUACAGUCUGUAAAAGAAUAUACCCAAAUAUGGCAAAUUUCAAUUUGCAAAAAUGGAACUGGGCAAGUCUUAUAUUUGACCUUGUAAUUUUCCAAAACACCAUAAAACCUGUACAUAGAGAGGUAUUAUUGUAUUUGUGAGGCAUUACAGAAUACAAAUAUGAGUGUUUAAGAGCAAUUAACUUCCAUGCAGAAUUAAGAAAAUAACAAAAUUUCCCAAUUUCUCACAAUUUUUUACAUUUUAUUCAUAUUAAAUUAUGUUUCAUAUAUAUAAUGUGAAAUGAAAGCCCUGUUUCUUGUAAACAAAAUUAUAUUUAAUAAGUAAAGGUGCUCUUAAUAUGAAAAAGGUAAAAUGCCAGUCUUUGUUUUGAUCAGCACUUGUACAAUUGGCUUUGUCCUUAAGGGGUUAAACUUGGCAGUUUUAACGCAAAGCAUUUGAAACGUUGAAUGUAAUUUUAUCAACGCUCCAUUUUUAACUUCCCACACUAUUACAGAGCCGUUUCUAGUGAUACAAUAUAUAAUGUCGCUAUUUAAACAAACGGAAAAAAAAUCCUUGAUUUACAAUGUAAGUGUCCAAAAUGCAUAUAUUUUAUGUUUUGCAAUAUUUUAUGUAAUAUUUUCUAAAUAUUUCUUUGUUUAGGUGAAAAGGGAGAUCCCGGGGUACCUGCACCUGGCCGUAAGUAUCACAUUUGGUAAGUAAAAAGAAACCAAUUCUAUUAUAUAGUACAAUCACCUAGGAAAUAACCUCAUGAUGUUUAAAGUAAUUAUUUGUUCCAUUAACUAUAAUCAGAUGUAAAAACCAAAGAAAAAAGUUACCUGCGCUCUCUCCUUAAUCCCUAUGUAUAUUUAAACAAAUGGAGGACAUUUAGUUACUCCAAUGGCCACUGGAGGGAAUUUAUAAUCAGAGGUAGUUUAUAUUUUAUACAUUUAUGAUUCAACACAUGUAAGAUUCAGUUGCCGCCUAUUAAAAAGUAAUUUCUGAUGCUUAAACGUCUGGCAUUUUGUGUGUUUUAAUAAGCAGCAAUAUUUAAUCUCCCUUUUUGAUUGGCUGCAUUAAAUUGAAUCAGGAAGUUAAACAGCUAACCGUCCAAUCAGCAUGAUCCUCUCUCUUUCUCUGUCCUCCAGCUGCCCAGAACUGUAAGGAGCUGUUGGACUAUGGAGCUUCUCUGAGCGGUUGGUACACAGUAUACACAAGCAAUGGGCUUCCUCUCACUGUGUACUGUGACAUGGAGACUGACGGAGGAGGAUGGCUAGUAAGUAUGGCCACUAAGGUUUAAUUCUCUUUAUGUAUUUAAAUGUUUCUAUUGGAUACACUUCCCCCCUCCCCCCACCUUGUCUUUCCUCCAAGUUAUACAUGUUUAGUAGCCCUUCUCUGAACUCUACUCUACUCCAAGUGAGGUCUCACCAGUGUUCUGUACAAUGGCAUGAUCACUUCCCUCUUUCUACUGCUAAUACCUCUCCCUAUACAACCAAGCAUUCUGCUAGCAUUUCCUGCUGCUCUAUUACAUUGUCUGCCGACCUUUAAGUCAUCAGAAAUAAUCACCCCUAAAUCCCUUUCCUCAGAUGUUGAGGUUAGGACUCUAUCAAAUAUUCCAUACUCUGCCCUAUCUUGCACUUAUCCACACUGAAUGUCAGUUGCCACAGCUCUGACCAUUUUUCUAGUUUACCUAAAUCAUUUGCCAUUUGGCUUAUCCCUCCUGUUGCAAAUCAUUGAAUCAUCAGCAAAAAGACAUACCUUACCAUCAAGACCUUCUGCAAUAUCACUAAUAAAAAUAUUAUAUAGAAUGGGUCCAAGUACAGAUCCCUGAGGUACCCCACUGGUGACAUGUCCAAGCUUCGAAUAUAUUCCAUUGACUACAAUCCUCUGUUGCCUGUCACUCAGCCACUGCCUUACCCAUUCAACAAUAUUGGAAUCCAAACUUAAAGAUUGCAGUUUAUUGAUAAGCUUUCUAUGUGCAACAGUGUCAAAAGCCUUACUGAAAUCUAGGUGAGCAAUGUCUACUGCACCAACCUGAACUAUUAUUUUAAUUACACAAUCAAAAAAAUCAAGAUGUCUUUACUUUAGAAAGUUGAAAUAGAACCUCUUCCUCUGUAAACUCACAUGUAGCAAAUGACUCGUUAGUCUUUUUCCUAACUGAGGCCCCUUUCCUUCAUUUUCAUCUGUAAAUACUGAACAAAAAUAUUCAUUGAGGCAGUCAGCUAGACCUUUGGUCUCUUUUACAUACUUGCCUUCUAACUGUAGCAAAUAGUAUACAAGCUAGGAUUGUUUUCUUAAAUUGUUUGCGAAUACAUGGGAAGCCUUCCUACAGAGCAGGGAGACGUUAAUUCAGAGAUAACAUAUAAGAAUCAAAGUUUAUCUUUUUUGAUAUAUUAGGGGCAGAUUAGAUUGGCUAACUGGCUUUUUUUUUUACUGGUAAAAUAAUUAUAUGUAUUAUAAGCUCACUAUAAAAAACCUGCUCCCUGCGACCAAUGAUAACGUUAAUUUCCCCGGAUAUCAUGGUAAAGCUCAGUUUAACCAGAUCACUAACCAUCUAUUAGAACAAGGUCACACAAAUAGAGAGCAGAAUAUCUACCAUUGCUUGGAACCUAUUGGGCUAACUGUUGUGGUCGUGACCUAAAUAUGAAUAUUAAUCUCUUAAUACAUAAUAAUUAAGCAAUACGGAACAACAUUAAUAUUUUUAUAAUUCAUGGUAUUAUGGUCGAAUAUGUGGAUAGAAAAUACACAAAACGUUGUAAUAUUAAAUGUAUAUUUAAUAUAACUAUAACAAAUAAACAGAUGCUAGCAGAAUGUCAAUUUACUACAAUUAAGAUACAAUACAAAACUACAACAUAUUACUUACAAAAGGUUGCUACAUGUUACACAACACUUUACUUACAAGGCCCCAGCCCUUUGGCUGGGGUUAAGUCAGAGCUGGUGCUACAUCUUAGGUUCAGUCAGUUACAGGCAAAGGGACAGAGUUUUCUCCUCCAUCUGGUUUUUAUUCAGUGUAAGUAGGCUGGCCUGUGAUGUCACUGCCAGAAGCACAUGUCUUCCUACACACUCCCCCUAGUGGUGCCCCCAAAGCAUUACACUAAAUAUGCUUUCUUUAUGAUGUAAAGUCAUUAAUUAAUAAAUACCAUUACACUAACUGCUAACCCUUCACAUGUAAUUAGGUUUUCCAGAGAAGGAUGGAUGGGUCGGUGGAUUUUUUCCGAGACUGGAAUUCCUGGGCUGGGGAACGAUCAUAUUCACCAACUUACGUCCACAGGUAAUAUUCAUGUUUCCUACUGCAAGCAAGCCCCCGCCAUUAUACUUAACAUGUUCACUACCAAGUACUACUAGCAUAACAUUUUUAGAAACCUGAGAUGAAUAGUUAGCACACUGGCGUAGUUAGAAUAGUUAGAGAAAUACUAUGUAUUAUUUCUCUCAAUGAACAAUCAGUGAUAGACUGUGAGCGUCAACUUACUUAAUCAUCUUAUAAAUGGCCAUUCAGCAAAACCUUCUCGUAGUGCAGCAUGGAAAGAAGUCACGAGGAAGAGGUACGAGGUGCCGGAGCCACAAUUACAGGUUUAAACCAUUGGAAAACAGUUUAAUCCCGAAGGUAAGAUAGAUCUUAGAAACUUCUGCACCAAUAAUAACUUAAAUAAGUUAUUUUGCUAUAGGGGCUGUUCCUUUAAUUAUUGUUUUAUGAGUGACUUUUUGUUUAAUAUUAAAGAUUAACCCAUGUAUACACAGGGCUCAGCUGGAACGGGAUAUCCUCAGAAUUUAAUUAGGGAGAUGUGAUAAUUCCAGAAAGCUACUGAUUUGUAGAAUUGUUUCGAAGGUGAUAAUUUUGGUCUAAAUAUUCAAAAUCAGCCUUUGAUACCCAACAUCAAUUGAAUCAAUAAGAAAAUAUCCAUAAAUCUAAUUUCAGACUUCGUGUCACUUUCCUUCCUGUAAAAUCAAACAGAAUACCCGACAGACACCCGAACAGAUAAAUAAACAAACCUCGACCGUGUCCAUCAGUAUCUGAUUGUACUCAGUGCGUUAUUCCAUGUUUACCUUCUAUGGAUUCUUUAUAAACCAUGUUGUUUUGCCCAGCGCUGCACGUCAUAAAUAAUAAUUCACUUUUCUGAUAGGAACAUACAACCUCCGCUUCGAUUUCAUGGAUUUUGAAAACAGCAGAACUUACGCCACAUACAGCAACUUCAAAAUCACAGGGGAGAAUCUGAAUUACACUCUGAGUUUGGGGUCAUUUACUGGAGGGACUGCAGGUAUGACAGGUGCAGGCUGACUUUGUAUUGAGACCUUUCCUUCUCCAUAUAUUUAAAUUGUGUAUUACCUUUUUUCAUAACCACUGGUAAAUAUGCUCCUAGGUGUAAACGCAUCAAGAGUUGGCCGGCUGGCCACCUUAGCGCCCCCAUGAGAUGGCAGACUGUGCUAUAAAGCAGAUUAGGCACCUUCUUACCGGGAUGGCAGGUGCCUACCCUGCCUUAAGACAGGGUGAUAAUGAAGGCGUUAAGGAAGCUGUAAUCUUCAUGAUCGUCCAGCACUGUUCCCUAGUGCGCCCUGCAGUGAUGCCGGGAGUCGGGAUAUGACGUCACUCCGGCCCAGACAUCACUAAGGGAGUAGUGCUGGAACAGCACAAAGAUUACACAAGCCUACACUGGACCCCAGGACCCACUCCAGCUCUCCCAAAGUUAGUGAGGCUAGGUGUACUUAAAUAAUAAUAAUAAAAAAUAAUAAAAAUGUGUGAGUCAGAAGUAGAAAAGAUGCUUUGCAAAGGAACACUUUAGUGUUAAAAAUAUAAAGAUGACUCCAUCUCCACCUUCACCGACCUCAUCCUCAGUGAGAACCUAAUGCAAAUGUGUGGAGAGUUCCGCGCAUGCAUUAUGCCUUCACCAUUGGAAGGAAUUGAAUCAAUGCUUUCCUAUGGGGGAUUUGAAAGCGCUGAGUGUCCUCAUGCAAAGCUUGGGAAUGUCCAGCGUUGUUUUACCAAGUUAAACGUCGUGGCAUAGCAGGAAGCUGCCAUUAGUGGCUGUCUGGUAUACAGCCACUAGAGGCAGUCUUAGCCCUGCAAUUAAAACAUUGCAAUUUCUCUGAAACUACAUUGUUUUCAAUUGCAUUGCUAAAAGUCGGGGACAGUACACUAAGACCACUACAAUGAGAUGAAGUGGUCUUGCUGCCUAUAGUGUCACUUCCAGGUGGUUUUAUGAUGCACUGAGCUCAUUUUAGGAAUUCUAGGAAUAAAUUUGAUAGACUAUUUAAAUAUGGUCACAGUACGCAGGCAGGAUGAUUGAUUUAUAGGAUCUCUGUUUAUGUUAAGCGUUUAAACACAUAUCACUGGAUAGUUUGCACAUUUAAGGGACUGCGCUAGGUGUUUACACAUCGUCUUCUCUUCCAUUUACAGGUGACUCCUUCCAUGAUCACAGAAACACACAAUUUUCUACCAAAGAUAGAGAUAAUGACCUCCGUACCCCUGAUGGCUGUGCCAAUCUUUACAGUGGUGGCUGGUGGUAUUUUGACUGCCAUUAUUCAAACCUGAAUGGGCUGUAUCUGCGGGGAACUCACAACAGCUACGCCAACGGGGUAAACUGGCAUUCUGGCCGUGGUUACAAUUACUCAUAUAAGAUAUCAGAGAUGAAGAUCCGACCUCAGUCUAACUAACUGGUAGUCACGGUAUACAUGGAGGAAACAAUGUAUUAGAAUGUCAAAUUCUGCCCCAUAUCAAAUGUUGACUGUAAUCUGGCAGAAUAAUUAAACUGAAGAUCAGUCAGGUUAAUGUUUGGCAAUGGUUUGAGAAUUAUAUACACAUAAAUAUUACAAUUAUGAAUAAAUGGCAUGUAGAAAUGUGACAUUAAAAGUUCAUCAAUCUGAAUAAAAUAAGGAAAAUACUAUACUAAUUGCUUACUGCUGUCUUCACGAUGUUGGCAUGGUGUGCUGCGAGAGGCAGGUCAAUCAAAGGGCACCAUGUGCGUUUCCCCAUCCUUGGAGUCAGGGACAUGCAGAGCCCUCUCCCCAUAUGCCAACAAUGCCAAACCGGCAUAGAGUCCCGCCUACUCAACUGAAGGGUGCCAUCUACUUAAAUAGGCUCAUAGACCCCUCAUCAUGGGUGGGCUUCCAUUCCCCCGCUCCCCCAUCCCCUUAUUUAAACCUAGACCACCCUGGGUUCUUUGCUCAGUUGUCUUGUGAACUCCCAGAGGUUACAAGCCUCCUUUGCUUGAAUAUCUGUUGAAUAUCUGAAUUUCCCCUCACUCUCCUGCCUGAUCUAGCCUUGGUUAACCAUUGACUGCCUGAUCCUGCCUUUGUUAACCCUUGCCUGCCUGAUCCUGUCCUGGAUCCCUAGUUAACCUCUGCCUGCCUGAUGCUGUACUGGAUCCCUAGUUAACCUCUGUAUGCCCAAUCCUGUCCUGGAUCCCUAGUUAACCUCUAUCUGCCUAAUCCUGUUCUGGAUCGCUAGUUAACCUCAAUCUGCCUGAUGCUGUACUGGAUCCCUAGUUAACCUCUGUCUGCCUAAUCCUGUCCUUGAUCCCUAGUUAACACCUGAUUGCCUGACCCUGUACUGGAUCCCUAGUUAACCUUGGCCUGCCUAAUCCUGUCCUGGAUCCCUAGUUAACCUCUGCCUGCCUAAUCCUGUCCUGGAUCCCUAGUUAACCUUGGCCUGCCUAAUCCUGUCCUGGAUCCCUAGUUAACCUCGGCCUGCCCAAUCCUGUCCUGGAUCCCUAGUUAACCUCGGCCUGCCUAAUCCUGUCCUGGAUCCCUAGUUAACCUUUGUCUGCCUAAUCCUGUCCUGGAUCCCUAGUUAACCUCUGAAUGCCUGAUUCUGUCCUGAAUUCUUGGUUAACCUCUGAAUGCCUGAUCCUGUCCUGGAUCCCUAGUUAACCUCUGAAUGCCUGAUCCUGUCCUGGAUCCCUAGUUAACCUCUGAAUGCCUGAUCCUGUCCUGGAUCCCUAGUUAACCUCGGAAUGCCUGUCCUGUCCUGGAUUCCUAAUUAACCACUGAAUGCCUGAUCCUGUCCUGGAUUCCUAGUUAACCUCUGAAUGCCCGAUCCUGCCCUGGAUUCCUAGUUAACCUCUGCCUGCCAGAUCCUGUCCUGGAUUGCCUGGUUAACUUCUGCCUGAUUCUGGACCCCUGGUUAACCUCUGCCUACCUGAUCUUGUCCCAGAUCCCUAGUUAACCUCUGCUCAUCUGAUCCUGAACCCCUGGUUAACCUCUGCCUGAUCAUUGCCUGGUUAACCUCUGCCUGAUCAUUGCCCGGAUUGCCUGGUUAAGCUAUGCCUGCCUAAUCCUGUACUGGAUAAACUUGCUAAAUACAAUCUGUGUGCUGGUCCUGCCUGGAUUAUCUUGUUAAAGACUUUGUUUUUAAUAAUACAUGAAGUGAAUAUGAGUAAAUCGCAUUUAUCUGACGCUGGAUAUCCUCAUGGACCUCCAGCGUCAAAUAAGAUCCCCAUAGGAAAGCAUUGAGUAAUGCUUUCCUAGGGUGGGUUUGAAUGCGCACGCGUCUGGACGCACAUGCGCAUUCGGCUCCACUCGGGAGCUGACUUCGGCAGGGGAGGAGAGGUCACCAGCGCCAAGGGAGCCCGACGCUGGAUUAGGGUAAUUGGCUGAAGGGGUUUUAACCUCUUCAGCGCAGAGAGAGGGGGCCCUAAGGGAGGGAGGCCCCAACAAGGGCACUCCAAAAUCCUAUAGUGCCAGGAAAAAGGGUUUGUUUUCCUGGCACUAUAGGAUCUCCUUAAUACAAAAUAAGAAGUUUGCAAUGUUGUUACCCAAUAUUCCAUCCACAAGCACUUCCUGCACAGUUACCUGUUACGUGGAGAGAAUGGAAUACAAACAGUACUGGACUCAUUGAGUAACAGUUUGAGUAACAAUGCUGCAGUAACAUUUAGUAACACAGUCCUUCAGUAAACAGAUCUGUGUAUUAGCAGGUUGGGGCUCAGACUAGUAGCUUGCUGGGUAGCACCAGGUCUCUAGUAUCCAGACACUGACACAAAUCUGCUGUAACUGCUCAUUAACCCCUUAAAGACACACGACAUGUGUGACAUGUCAUGAUUCCCUUUUAUUCCAGACGUUUGGUGCUUAAGGGGUUAAAGGGACACUAUAAUCACCCAAACCACUUCAGCUCAUUGAUGUACUCUGGGAGCAAUGUCACUGUCCCACUUGGUCCUGCAAUGUAAAUCAUUACAGUUUUUGAGAAACAGAAAUAAUUACAUUGCAAGACUAAGACUGCCUUUAGUCACUGUCAAUCAGACAGCCAGUAGAGGCACUUCCUGGUGGCUAAACGGAUUUUAAUCGCCUGAGGCUGGAUAUCCUCACGCUAUGCAUGAGGAAAUCCAGCGUCUGUAAAUUCCCCAUAGGAAAGCAUUGCAGCAAGCUUGUGUUACAUUUUUUUCCAUGAGAUGUGCUGUGUUCUUUUAGACGUGUAUUAAAGAUUAAACAAUUGACAUCACAAUCCAGUUGAGUCUUGGCACAGCCAGAUAUAGUAUUGUUUCUGAUUCGCCUCCUAUCUCUAUGCUCGCCCUCUACUGGCUGCUAGGUGUAAAAGGCAGAUCUUAUCUUAUUAUUAGAACAUUUAUUAUUAUUAUUAUUAUUAUUAUUAUUGGUAUUUAUAUAGCGCCAGCUUGUUCUGCAGCGCUUUACAAUAAGAGUGGAAUUUACCAAAUAAGACAAUAGCAAAAUGUAACAGGAAUAAUAGGUAGUUGAAUACCCUGCUGAAACGAACUUACAAUCUAGAAGAGUGUAUAGCGCCUUUAUUCCCUGGUUCUUUACUGCUUAGUAAGAUCAUUUUGAGUAAUAUAAAUAAUAUAAGCCAUUUUAUUGGCAGCCAGUGAAGGCGGUGGUGGAUGGAGGUCACACGGCAGAUUGUGGACUUGCCAGUUAGCAGUCUUGAUGUAGCAUUUUAUACCAGCUGGAGACGAUGGGGGAACCUUCUAGGAGACACUGCCAUCUACCCUAUAGCAUGCUCCCUCUCUGCCAUUCCUAGGGCAUGUCCAUCAGAUCUCAAACAUUCCUGUUCACUGAUAAUGUCAUUGGUGGUUACAUGGUCCGGUGGGAACUCGGAACGCUGCCCAUCAAUGUAAGGAGGUCAGGAAGUGACUCAACGUUGGAAGAAGGAGAGUAAAAAACUCGAAAAUCCUUUAAAAAGCUCCACCCCUUCUCGAAAUUUGUCGACCUGCAUUUCAUACAAGAGGAAAAAUAUGAACUACUUUAUCUAUUUAUCAAUAUAUAAGGCAAGUUUUUUUUUUAGUUUUUUUUUUUUUAAGAAAAUAAAAUUAGUUGAGAUGUCCAGGUAUUAGUGAUGUCCCGAACUGUUCGCCGAACGGUUCGCCACGAACGGUUCGCCGCAGACUCAUCAUUGAGUAAACUUUGACCCUGUACCUCACAGUCAGCAGACACAUUCCAGCCAACCAGCAGCAGACCCUCCCACCUCCUGGACAGCAUCCAUUUUGCAUUCAUUGUGAAGCUGCAUUCUUAGUGAGCUGUCCAGGAGGUGGGAGGGUCUGGGAGGGAGGGUCUGCUGCUGAUUGGCUGGAAUGUGUCUGCUGACUGUGAGGUACAGGGUCAAAGUUUACUCAAUGAUGAGUCCGUGGCGAACCGUUCGCGAGCCGUUCGGGACAUCACUACCAGGUAUUUACAAUUCAACAAUAUAAGGAAAACAAGGGAUAUAACUGCUAUAAAUGUGAGUUGUGGGAAAUAAAGUGAAUUUAAUAAUUCAGACCAUAAUAAUGAAUUGCCCUGGAAGUGGUUCAUUCAAGCAACAAAUUGUGAGUAGAAAAACCUCCAGUUUGGUUAAACUAAUCAUUUUGCCUCUACCUAUCUAUAUCAAGUCAUUACUUAGCUCCCCACAGCUCCCUUUUAUUUACCGAACCAAUACUCCCAAAAAUUUUUUUGAAAUAUAUGGCACCCCUCUUUUACGGUAAUGCAGAACAUUGCUUAAAACUUUAUUCUUCAUGCGAUAAUGCAAACCUAAUCUUACAAGAUAUCAGUAGAAGUAAAAAAUAAUGCCAGGAAAGGGAAACAUUCAGAAAUGAUGAAUCUAUAAAGCCAAAUCAGAUGACUAAAAAGAAGGUGUGACUAUCAGUGGUUAAAAGAGGUAUGUCUGCAAUCAAACAUCUCCGUAUGAUGAAAUUCUCGUUGCUAAACACCAGAAAUUCCGUUCCUGGCAUACAGUCGUUGCUGCCUAUUUAAGGAUGAGGGGCUUGUUGUACUUUAGACGAUACUCUCCAUCUGUUCCAGAGAUCCCAUAAAACUCUUCGACUCCAGCAGCUACAGGGAGUAAGAUGAGGGACUGCGCAUAUUCAUCAUUGAGCAUUCUCGUAUCGCUGGCCACCAUUCUGUGUUAUGCUGAAGACACCUGUCCAGGUGAGCUAUGAAUGAUCCCUCACUCUGAUCAUUGAGUUUAUAUUUUUACUGAUUGGAGAAGCUCACUUAGAAUUUAUUCUUUAAAUAUGAGCUGUUGUGAACAGACAAAUGAUUUAAACACAUUUCCAGUAAACAUAGGCAUACAACUUCCCUUUUGCUACUUACAAUUAUAAUAUAAGGUCAACAGAAGUGAAAAAUAAAUUAAAAACAAAAAACAAAGUGAAUAUAAACACAUAGUUAUAUACACACUUGUUCUUUAUAAAGGUCCCACACUUUGAAUGUCAAAGCAUAUUGAUUGGUUGACUUGAAAGCGAGCCAAUCAAAGUGCUCUGAUAUGCAAGUCUUGCUUGUCACUUGACUUGCCAAGCAAUGUAUAUAGACAUAAAUCUAUAUUAUUUAUUACUAAUGAAAAGAUCUAAUUGGUUGUUUCAGUGUGAGAGAGUCUAUCAGGUCUCACUUAUGAAUGACGGAUGGAUAUUGUGAAAAUCAGUAAAAACAAGUCAUUAUUUCUUGUGAAUAAAUAUGUAAGAAUAAUAGAUAAAAUUAGGUUCUUCUAAUACCACUUUUAUUGGACUAACAGAAUUUUGCUUUCGGGAGAUCCUCCCUUUAUCCAUUCUAAAGUUGAGAAAGUGAGAAAUGCUUUAAAUGUGAGAAACAUACGAUCUAUCCAAACUUUGCCAAAAUUCUGAUACACUUAAAAAAAAAGGUAUUACUAGAUACCAAUUUCAUCAGUUAUUUUACAUCUGCAUCACUGGACUAAUACGGCUAAAAUUUCAAAUCCAAAUCUGGAAUGAAGGAAAGUUAUAAAUAAAUGGAAUAUACAGCCCUUCUAUACAGCCAAACAAAUGUUAUAAUGUAAUGUAAUGUUACUGAUCUUUAUAGUAUAAGGUUUCUAGUUAUGUAGACAAUAAACAGCUAUUUGUGGUGACUCGAGAACCAGUUUGGAAGAUGUUGGAUAAAAUAAUCGUGAUUGUAUUUGUAGCGGAUAGCAUUGGGCUGUCCUAAAAAUUACAGUUAUUCCUAUGUGUUCGGUUGAAUUAUAACCUAUGUAUGUGAAAUUUAUGCAGCAUUCGUCUGAUUGUUCGGUAGAAUCACUCCAGUUAGUAGGAGAGUGAAACUACCGAACAGUCAGACCACUCCAUAGUAAGUGUGCCUCCAAUUACCGUUUGCAACAAUGUUGCGAACGGGUAAUUGGCAAUCCGUGCAGUGAGUUCUUUGUUCUCUGGGUGGCCGCCACGUGGCAGUGGCCAUUUUAAACUCCAGAACAGCGGUGUUUUGCCGUCGAGUGUCUGGAACUCAAAUCGGACACUCGGCUAGGCAAACACCGCUGAGACCUCCACACUGCCCUUAAAUUCGUAUAGAAACUACUGAACUGCCACCCGUUCGGUAGAAAGAAACCCACGAACAAGGGGAUUUAUGCGAACUCCCCCUAGUCUCCAUAGCAUAAGUCUUUCGUAAAGUUUAUUCGCGGUCGGUCUUUUUAUUACAUCCAUAAAUUUCCCGAACCCCUGGUCCAAUCUGGGUGAUUUUUGGAUAGGUCACUCACCCAGAUCAGGGCUACCAGGGGAUGUAAUAUUUAAAGGGGUACCCAUAUGUUUAAGGGUACAUCCAGAAACCCAGGGAAUUUGUGUCCUGUAUAAUGGGAUUAUGAGUCAAGCUACGCGGAGGAGAUGUGUGGGCGGCUACUCAGGUAUGAUUGGAUACUGUACUAAUUAUUGUAAAUCCCUCCCUUGCAUGGGAGAAUGCUUUAAAAGAAGGUUGUGUGGAUUAAAAGUUCAGUUCUUCUCCUGUUACUGUGUGUCGUCCAGUCAUUGGGAUCUGUACGGGGAUAUUGUUGGAUUGUUUUGCCUGCUGGAAUUAUUGCCUUAUGGAUUUCUAAUACUUGUUCCUGAGCCUCACUGGGUUCUUAAGUCGAGAUAACCUGUGGAAUAUCAGCUCUCCGCUACAGUAUUUAUCUCCAGUUUAGUAGAUAUGUUGAUUUUCAUUUACUAUUUAGGAUUGUCAUUUUUAAACUUAUUUUUAAGUUACCACAAAUCAUUACACUUAGUAGAACUCAAUAUCGUCUGUAAAAUAUGUUUGUGCCACCUGAAAGAAAAAAAUGCACAAAAAAUGAGUUUAAGUUUGCAGACAAAGACAUUGAAACCUAUGGCGUCAGUAAGAGUCUUGGAAAUUGAGUCCUUACUACCCUGUAAUUAUUAUUCCUAUUAUCAGUAAUAUUAUCAUUUUUAUAGUGUCGGAAAUUUCCACAUAGUUUUACUUUCACACUGUGAGACGUAGACUAGUAGAUGUAAGAGGUGAAGAAAGCCUUACUCAAAAGAGCUGACAAUCUGAAUCUGAUUAAUUAGGAAAAAAUGAUCAAUCUAUGAGGUUCAUUCACUCAACAGCUAUUUGUAUUGAUUUUUAAAAAUCAGAUCACAGAUUUAAAGGAAAAACAUCUGAUUUGGAAAUAUUCUCCAACUUCACUAUCGUCCCAGCUAGUCUAUUAUAACCUAAAAUGUGGAAUAUGGCUUUUAACUGGUGAAACAUUAUAUAUAUAAUGUGUUUCUUUCUGGGCAGAUGUGAAGCUUAUUGGUGUUGGCGAGUCGGACAAGCUGGCCAUUUUGCGAGGAUGUCCGGGAAUUCCUGGAACACAAGGAAUACAGGGAGUGCAAGGACCAGCAGGACCUAAAGGUGAUCUCAGAUGUAUCAACCCAGAGGUUAAUUAUCAUAAUGAUGUCACAUUGCAUUUUUCAGUUAUAAUGUAUCCAGCCCAGUAAUCCUGAGAAUCUGAGAAAUCACAAUGUAAAAUGGUUUUAGAUAAAAAGUAUUCUACUAACCCCUCUGGUGACUUAUUUGUAGGAGAAAAAGGCUCGCCUGGAACUCCCGGGAAGAUAGGACCAAUAGGGCUUAAAGGUAAACUAACUCUAAAUAGCAAUAUAUUAGGAGAAUACUAAAUGAGAAUACAGAAUAUGGAAUCACAUUUCAUUAUCACUGUACGAUACUUUCUACAUAUUUAAAUGCUCAUAAAUCGCUAAACUAAUGCAGUCUUAUACUGUCAUGUCAACUGUACAAAGAUGUUGAGAGAGAGAAAUAGAAAUGCAAUGUGCUAAAUCUGAUACAAUCACCAUAGAAUCUAGAAUUUGAAUGUAGAACUUUAUCCCAGAAUUGCUUCAUCAAAGAGCAGAGUCAUCAUCAGGGGAUAAAGCUGGUACCCAGGUAAGAGCUCUGGCAAUACGCUGGGGGCCAUCUAUGUGAACUGGUUGGGUUCUAACAUAGCAGGUCCCUUACUUCAUGCUUUCCUUUCACCCACAUGGGGCAUCGACUGCAACUGCUCCACCCCAACACCCGCAGAAGGAAACCAUGUGGGAGUGAAAGGAAUAGACUGCACUGGUUCAGCCCAUUCCCCAAUAGACACCAUUAAAGUCAUCGCCCGGCAGCAGUGGAUAGACAGACAGGAAAAUGGGUAGAACCAAGAUGGAUCGUGUGUAAAAUAAAUCUCUGGCCAUGUGUUGAUGUGUGUACCUGUGUGAGUGGGUAUCUAGCAAUGUGUUCCUGUGACUGUGUGUAAGUGCAUUACUGUGAGUGUGGCUGAGACUGUGUGUCUAGGAAUGUUUGUGUAUGCGUGUAUGUGAUAGUUUGGAAGAGCCCAGUCAGUUGUUUUUAAGAGGCCACAAAGCUUCUAAAGCCAACCGUGGAUGUGCCAGUCACUGAAUGAGCAAGAUACGUGGACCAUACAUUGUCAUCACGUGCCCCCAAUCCAUGGCCAGGGAAUCUCCUCAUUCCACAUCGAAAGCGGUGCAAAGGACUUACUGAGGGGCUUAUAAUUAUAUAGAUCUAAUUCUCUUCCAGGUGAUAAAGGGGCCACAGGCGCACAAGGACAAAAAGGUAAUAAAUAGGUUAAUUCAGGAUAAACCUUUAUGGUGGGUAGAAUUAGCAGAUACAAAUUAUAAAGAAUAAAGUAAAGAACAAACAAAUUUUGAAUUGCUUAAAAUUUGGAAAUUAUUGAUUCAAAAUUAACCACAAUUGAGAACAAUUUCUGAAUGAAAAACACAUUUUAGAUGCAUUCCAAAGGAUACCAAGUUAGGGUGCUGUUUGGCAGAUAGCUCUGUAAUUUUAUAUCUUCAAAAACAGUAAUCUCACAUAAGGGUACCACUUUAGGGAGCUAUUUACUAAGGCUGCCUGAAAGAUCAAACUUAAUAAAUGGGCUUUUUUCUUCAUUUUGAUCUUUCAACUGUGUAGUAGAUAACGCUCUAAUUUGCUAUCCUUAUGUGGGAUUGCCAUAUUUAAAGGUACCAGAUUAGACAUUUAUCUCCAAAACAAUGGAAACAGCAACGUUAAAAAAAAGGACAUUUAUUUUUGCUCUUUCAACUGUUUGGUAGAAAUUAGGAACUGAAACAAUUAUUGCUGAAUCUAGAGGGAUCCAUUAGCCAUAAGAGUUUUAAAGCAAAACAUUUUAAAUGCGGAAUGUAAUUUUAUCAACUGCAUUUAUUAACUUCACACUUAUCUAUUACAGAGCCGUUUAUAGAGACACAAUAUGUGAUGUCUCUAUUUAAACAUACUUAAAUAUUCUUAGAGUUACAAUGUAACUGUCCAAAAUGCAUAUAUUUUCUGAUUUGCAAUAUUUUUUAAUAUUUCUUUGUUCAGGUGACAAGGGAGAUCCCGGGGUACCUGCCCCUGGAAGUAAGUAAAUAAAUAUAAAUCUAUUUUAUUAUAUAGUAAAACUGACUAGGAAAUGGCCUCUUUAGGUUUAAUGUAAUUAUUUGUAGCAUUAAUAAUAAUCAGAUACAGUGUAUAUUAUAUAAAUAUUUAACGCAUGUAAGGUUUAAAUGGUUAAUCACAGAAGUGAGAAAUUGGUGCUUUUAAGGUGAAUUUGAAAUUUAAGAUUAGAGUAGCUAGACAAUGAAAGUAUAGCCGACAGAGACUUUUUCCAGUUACGGCUAUUAUGCCCUUAAAUUUGAAAUUUACCUUGAAGUCACGUUAAAUUCUCAUUUUAGGGAAUAAGCUUCUUAGCUGCCGCCUAUUAAAAAGUAAUUUCUGAUAAUUAAAAGUCUGGAAUUCCGAGUGUUUUAAUAAGCAGCAAUAUUUAAUCUCCCUUUUUGAUUGACUUCCUGAUUCAGUUUAAUGCAGCCAAACAGCUAACCAUCCAAUCAGCAUGAUCCUCUCUCUUUCUCUCUCCUCCAGCUGCCCAGAACUGUAAGGAGCUCUUGGACUAUGGAGCUUCUCUGAGCGGUUGGUACACAGUAUACACAAGCAAUGGGCUUCCUCUCACUGUGUACUGUGACAUGGAGACUGACGGAGGAGGAUGGCUAGUAAGUAUGGCCACUAAGGUUUACUUUCCUAGCAGACUACAGCUAAGGCAGACAUUAGACAGGUUGGUAAAACAGGCAAUAGGAGGGAGUGUUUCCAGGGCUGUUCUUAAAUAGAAUAAAUAAGUUCUACCAGCAAGAUUAUUUUAACUUGCAUUUCCACUUAGGUCCACAAGGGGUCUCUGCACUAUUGUGCUAUGUAACAUUGCAACCAUAACUCUAGAGUAAUGAUUUUUUUUAUAUAUAAGAAACAGGGCUGAUAAGUAACAACAAGAUUAGGGAUGUUUUUUUGAUAAGUAACAACAAGAUUAGGGAUGUUUUCAUAAAUGGUUGUGAAUACAUGGGACAGCCUUGCAGCAGAGCAGGGAGGCGUUAAUUCAUCGAUAAUAUAGAAUGGUCAGGGCUUGCGCUACCAUAAACUGGCACAAGCGGCUUCCUUAGGUCACACCGGCCCGGCGGAGGGUGUGCAAACCUCUGGGUUACUGGCAGGAGGAGGGAAGAGCACAGUGGUAGUUUACGCUGUGCACUUCCCCCCUCUCCUGUAGCGUGACCGAGCGCCCGGCUCACCAGCGCCAAUUUAUUUAAGGGUGAGGGAGCUCUGAUCCAUAUAAGCAUUGCCUGUAUAGCUCCUGGACAUGCCCUGUAGAGGUCCCAGGAGCAGGAAUGGGAUGCCAUUCCAGCCCAGGCACCACUGCAGGGCAUACCAGGGAGCUAUACAGGCAAUGCUUAUAUGGAUCAGAGCUACCCCAGAGGAACGCAGUGGCAGCCCACUGGACCCCAGGCUGUGGAUUCACUCUACUUCUCUUGAAGGUAGGGAGACUGGGUGGAUAUAAAAAAAAUAGCACCCCUAUAACACCACACUAAAACACUAUUGUACAGUGCAACAGAACUUGAUGGUGCUAUACAAAUAAUAAUAAAGUCCUGGAUCCUGUCCCUCACAUUUCUUCCCCCAUACCCCCACACUAAUGCACAGUGACACAGAAAGGGGCUGGUGGGAAAGUUAAAGAUACACAAGGGGGAAGUAAGACACAAUAAAGGGGGGAUAUAUUACAUUAAAGGAGGUACAUCAAAGGGGCAAAAGGGGGAAGACAUUCAAGAGAGAAUAUGAAAUACUAAAGGGGGUAAGAAAUUGAAAAAUGGCUUACGAGAUGCACAGGUGAAGAUGCAUUUUUUUCGGUUGGUAAGGGGGCGGCAAAAUUCAUCUUCGCCUGUGUAGCCAAAAAUCCGUGCCCCGCCCUGAUCUCAGUUUAACCCAAAUACUAACCAUCUAUUAGAACAAGGUCACUCAAAUAGAGAGCAGAACAUUUACCAUUGCUUGGAACCUAUUGGGCUAACUACUAACCCUUCACAUGUAAUUAGGUUUUCCAGAGAAGGAUGGAUGGGUCGGUGGAUUUUUUCCGAGAUUGGAAUUCCUACAAGCGAGGGUUUGGCCAUCAGGCCAGCGAGUUCUGGCUGGGGAACGAUCAUAUUCACCAACUUACGUCCACAGGUAAUGUUCAUGUUUCCUACUGCAAGCAAGGCCCCGCCAUUAUACUUUAUUAUUAUUAUUAUUAUUGCCAUUUAUAUAGCGCUAACAGAUUCCUUAGAGUUUUACAAUAUUAUGAGAGGGGGGAUUUAACUAUAAAUAGGACAAUUACAGGAAAACUUACAGGAACGAUAGGUUGAAGAGGACCCUGCUCAAACGAGCUUACAGUCUAUAGGAGGUGGGGUAUAAACACGUUAGGACAGGAAAUAUCAAUCAAAUAGGGUGGGAGUGAAGCAGAGCUGGAGGAGAGAGUAAAGCACUGCCCUAUUAUUAUUAUUAUGAUAUUUAUAGAACGCUGUCAAAUUCCACAGCACUUUACAAUGGGUGGACGAACAGACAUGUAGUUGUAACCAGACAAGUUGGACACACAGGAACAUAGGGGUUGAGGGCCCUGCUCAAUGAGCUUACAUGCUAGAGGAAGUGGGGUAAAAUGACACAAAAAGGUAAGGAUAGUAUUAGACUAGUGACAGUUGCAGAAGAGGAAUCAGUCAGGAGCUAUUAACAGUUUAAUUGAUAAGCUUUUAUGAAGAAGUGGGUUUUUAACGAUUUUUUGAAGGAGAGAGCAAGAGACAGGUAUGUAAGAUAGAGGUUACUCUGGGAGGCCAUAAGCUUUCCUGAAGAGAUGGGUUUUAAGGCUGUUCUUAAAUGAUUGAAGACUAGGGGAAGGUGAAGAGAGAUAUAAGAGGGGCUAGAAUUGUUCAGUGCUUUAAAUGUAUGGGUUAGCACUUUGAAUUGACUCUUAUAGGAUACAGGGAGCCAGUGUAAGGACUGGCAGAGGGGUGAUCUGUGAGAGGACCGACUAGAGAGGAAGAUCAGUCUAGCUGCAGCAUUCAUUACAGACUGUAGCGGGGCAAUGCGGCUUUUGGGGAGACCAAUCAGGAGAGGGUUACAGUAAUCCAUGCGGGAAAUUACUAGAGCAUGGACAAGCUCUUUAGUCGCAUCUUGCGUAAGAAAGGGGCGGAUGCGGGCUAUGUUUUUGAGUUGGAACCUACAGGAUUUGGCAACAAACUGGAUGUGAGGCUCAAAGGUGAGGCCAGAGUCAAACAUGACGCCAAGACAGCGUGCUUCCAAGGAUGGACUUAUGUGGAUAUCACUGACUUGAAGGGAGAGCGAGAGAGGAGGAUCAGUAUUAGGAGGAGGAAAGACAAGGAGUUCAGUUUUAGAGAGAUUGAGUUUCAGAAAGUGUGAGGACAUCCAGUCAGAGAUGGAAGAAACGCAAGCAGUGACAUGUUGCAGGAUGGCAGGGGAGAGGUCCGGGGAGGAGAGGUAUAUCUGAGUGUCAUCAGCGUACAGGUGUUAGUGGAAUCCAAAAGAGGCAAUAAGUUUGCCAAGAGAGGCCGUAUAAAGAGAAAAUAGAAGGGGACCAAGGACAGAGCCUUGGGGAACUCCAACCGAGACAGGACGAGGGGAGGAGGUGUGCUUGGAAAAGGAGACACUGAAUGAGAGGAUUCCUCAAAUGGCCUCAAAAUGCAAAUGUAAAAUAUAAGAUACACCUAAAGAAUAAAGGCAGAGAGAAAAUUCAUAGGGCAACACUGUAUAACCAGAAUGUGGCCCCUUUGUGUUAAUAAUGCACUCACAAGAUGUCAGAAUAUUAAGAGCCCAUCAAGGUUCCUUUAAAUGCUCCGCUACAGGCGUCCUCAGUGUCCCAGGGUACAUGUCAAAAGGAAAAAACUGGACAUACUACAGUAAUGCUUGAAAUAUAAAUAGACACUUUAAUUGAAUGCACUUACAAAAAGUGAAAGAUAAGUUAGUCUCUGUGUCCCUUUGUGUCAGUUGGAUAGGAGACCAGAAUAAGCAGUGGUACAAAGCUCUACGCGUUUCGUCUCCUAAUAGAGACUUCCUCAGGAGAAGAUAAAAUAAAAUCCAAUAAAAUACAAUUUGUAGCAACAAAAAUAAAACAUAACUCAAUGUCAACUUUGACAUUGAGUGGUUUUAUUUUUGUUGCUACAAAUUAUUCCUUAUAAUUUAAUGAGAGAGUUGUGACAAUUUAAAAUACCAGCUGAUUUGUAGAAUUGUUCCAAGGUGUUUUUUUUUUUUAAAACCUAAAUAUUCCAAAUCAGCCUUUGAUACCCAACGUCACUGCUAAGGAAAUAUCCAUAAAUCUAAUUUCAGACUUUGUGUCACUUACCUUCCUGUAAAAUCAAACAGAAUAUAACUCCUGGCUGGCAGACACCCGAACAGAUACAUAAACAAACCUCGACCGUGUCCGUCAGUAUGUGAUUGCACUCAGUGUGUUAUUCCAUGUUUACCUUCUAUGGAUUGUUUAUAAACCAUGUUGUUUUGCCAGCGCUGCACGUAAUAAAUAAUAAUUCACUUUUCUGAUAGGAACAUACGACCUCCGCUUCGAUUUCAUGGAUUUUGAAAACAACAGAACUUACGCCACAUACAGCAACUUCAAAAUCGCAGGGGAGAAUCUGAAUUACACUCUGAGUUUGGGGUCAUUCAUUGGAGGGACUGCAGGUAUGACAGACUUAGGCCAUCUGUGUAUUGUGACCCUCUGUUAUCCAUAUAUUUACAUGAUCUAUUAGAUAUUAUUCCUGCCGUUCCCAAAAUGACCUCUAGGUGUCAGAAGAACACCUUAAAACCUUUUAUACUCAUGAUGUGACUCAUUUAAUUUCACUGAGGGUUUAGUCACUAAAUGGUGAGUUGUAGAGCAUUGAUCAUGGAUUUUAGCACAAUAUAGCAAAAAGUAGAAGAAUUCUGAAGCUAGACUAUAUGUUCACUUAGUUUUUUGCUAAAAUGUUUACUUCCCUUGACAGUUCUAAAAAAUUCCAGAUUUAUCCAAUAAAUCCAUUAAAUGUUUUCUGUCUCUCUUAUAGGUCAACAAACUAAUACGUUUAUACCAAUCUUUUAAAUAUAUUUCAAAUACACAUGUACAAUACAUAGGGGUGGUCCUGCUAGGGAAGAUAAGAAUGGCAAAACUGUAAUGUAUUUUUAAAAAUAUAAAUGUGGUUUACGCUCACAAUUUGUAAGACCAAAGAGAGCCCUCCGAGUAAUGCUGGUUUCAGAUAUGUUCCCAUGUAUUCAAUUCAGAUGCAAUUUUGGGCUAUAUAAAAAAAAGAAAAUGCAACCAGAUAAAAUAGGAGCAAUAUAAAAUGCAAAAAAAGCAGUCCUACGCGUUUCAUGCCACCAGGGAAGUUAAUACCAAUUUGUAAAGUUAUGACGACUUUGUGUUUUCUACACAGUUUGCUGUGAAAGUCUCUUUUUUUGUAUCGAUAUUUCAAAUACAGGCAGAUCCUAAAUAAAGAUAUAAUUAAGAAUCACAUCCAAUUUUCCAGUAAAAUCGUGGUCAGGUAAAUAUAAUCCGGUUUAUUUAAUGGACUGCACUAGUUGUUUACACAUCAUCUUCUCUUCCAUUUACAGGUGACUCCUUCUAUGGUCACAGAAACACACCGUUUUCUACCAAAGAUAGAGAUAACGACCGCCAUACAACGAAAAGCUGUGCAAAUAAUUACAAAGGUGCCUGGUGGUAUACGGAGUGCCAUAUAUCAAACCUGAACGGAUUGUACCUGCGAGGAAAUCAUAACAGCUACGGCACUGGGGUAAACUGGAGGUCGGGCCGUGGUCAAAAUUACUCAUAUAAGAUAUCAGAGAUGAAGAUCCGACCUCAGUCUAACUAA